CAAGCCACCCCUCCAUUGUAUGAACAAAGAAGCACGUGCCUCUUCAAGGCAUUCACAGAACAGAUCUGCUCAGUGGUUUUGCUCUUCCUGUUCUCCUUUGCUGUGCUACAUUUACACCAGCUCACAGCUCUCAGAACACGGAAGUGACGGUUCCUUCGAGACUAAAUCCGUCCCCAAAAACGCAACUUUAGACAGGUGCUGUGGACGCUGUGAUCAGGGACCCCGGUCUGGAGUCCCGGGAUCUGAGUGUCCGUCUAGAAGAGAGAUGAGCAAAGGAAAAGCCAAAGGGCAGGAGAAUGUGCACAGUUCUCUCCUCAGCAACCAGGAGAAUGAACGUCUGGAUGUGCUUCUGGGAAGGAGAUGCGUGACCACGGCCACGGCAGUUAUUCAGCUGUGCAUGGCUGUUCCUCACAGUCCAAAUCAAUGGAGCCUCCAACAUACAGGAGUUGUGUGUUUUGUUAAGGACAAUAUAAAACGUUCUUAUUACAUCCGGCUUUUUGACAUCAAGGAAGGUAAAUUAAUUUGGGAGCAGGAGAUGUACAGUCCGUUCACAUAUUCCUGCCCAACACAGUUCUUCCACAGCUUUGCUGCAGAUGACUGUCAAGUAGGUCUGAACUUUGCUAGCGAUGCAGAAGCUGAGUGUUUCAGGAACAUUAUCGGGGGGAAGGUCAAUCAUAGAACCCAACGCCAAGAAAAAAGACAACAUGCUCCAGUUGAAGAAAAACAGGUGCUACAACAAAUUCCUCCAUCAAAUGGUCCAGUUCCACAGCAAACUGUAAUGGCAACAGUGGAUAUCCAGAACCCAGAUAUACUGGCUUCAAGGUACCGCUCUCCCCCAGUGCCCACACCUGCACCAGCCUCCCUCUUCAUAGGCAAGAAGGACAAAAAGGGAAAGAAGAAAGGCCCAAAGCUUACAAAAGCAGACAUCGGAGCUCCUAGUGGAUUCAAACACAUCACUCAUAUUGGGUGGGAUCCAAGCUCUGGUUUUGAUACCAACAAUAUGGAUCCUGAUCUCAGGAAACUAUUUCACUGUGCUGGAAUCAGUGAUGCAGAGCUAACAGACAGAGAAACAUCUAAGAUGAUCUAUGAUUUAAUCGAGCAAUCUGGGGGAUUGGAUGCAGUUAAAGAAGAAAUGAGGAGGAAGGACGAAAUGACUACUUCCCAGGGUCACUCUGGAGGUCCUCGUUCAACCCCUGCACCUCCACCACCAAGGGGUGGACUCCCCCCACCUCCUCGCCCUUCCCCACCUGGACGUAGUCCUGGACCCCCGCAUCGUGGCCCACCGCCACCCGCUCCACCUGGAGGUCGACCUGGGCCUCCACCCCCGCCACCUCCCGGCCAGUGUCAUAAACCACCUACUGCGCAAAUGGGUGGAGGUCCACCACCUCCCCCUCCUCCCCCACCUCCUCCACCUCCUGCAACUUCUUCUGCUCCCAGCUUCCCCAGUAGUCCUGCCAGCUCAGCUCCUCCUCCCCCUCCUUCUGGUGGUGGAGGACGAGGAACCUUACUGGAGGAAAUCCGGCGUGGACGUUUGCUAAAGAACGUAACCGAGUCACAAGACCCUUGCUCUCAAGGUCAGGAUGAGUCCUCAGAAGGCAUUGUUGGAGCCCUGAUGAUGGUCAUGCAGAAGAGAUGUAAAGUUAUCCAUUCCUCAGAAGAUGAAGACGAUGAUGGUUGUGGUGGUGAUGAGGAUGAAGAUGAGGAAUGGGACGACUAAGGCUUCGGUUUGCUCUCUGUUCACACACUUAAAUGCCAUAAAAGUUUAUGCUUAAUCUAAUCAUUUGAGCAAAAGGCAUUUUCUCUUUACCUGACAUAAUUGUAAUUUCAAUAAAUGAUCUACAUAUCUUAACAUCCAAUAAAAUAUACCCAUUAAAUAUAGUAA
Messenger RNA from Triplophysa dalaica, 1882 nucleotides. RefSeq names its product WASP actin nucleation promoting factor b (gene wasb). The transcript is spliced from 12 exons. The record is from RefSeq and is a predicted model, not a curated record. Bases 20 to 1717 code for a protein of 565 amino acids. Gene Ontology annotation, biological process: actin filament organization. NCBI's taxonomy places the organism in Eukaryota, Metazoa, Chordata, Actinopteri, Cypriniformes, Nemacheilidae.